CCGAGUGUUGGAGCCGUCAAUUGGCCGUCAACGGCGACUUCCUUCUGUGUCUGAGCCCUGCUGCCUCUUUGUUGCCGUGCCAUGAGCAGCCUUCUGGAGCCGUCCGUGAGUGUCCGAUUUGCCUCGUCGGCCCUCUCGCGAUUUGGGUACCUGGCGCGCUGUGCCCAUGUCAUCGAACAGACUGCGGGGUGGCCGAUGAUGGCCACACUCAUCAAGGCGGCGAGUGCGUGUGGUCAGGCUGGCCAGAUGCCCUUGGUGCUGUCGGCCGAGUGGCUGGCGGGUGUCCUGCCUGACAAGGCCAGCUUCCAUCGGCUGCCUAUUGCGAUGGCCGUCUACAAGACGCUGGGCCAUCCGCUGGCAGAGGGGCUUCGGCUGACGGAGUUUUAUCACAAAAAGGAGAUCCUUGUCGCCCGUGUCCUGCUUGCGGCAUCCUACAUCGUCUUCCUCAUCGUCUUCCUCCUUUUCCUCGGAGCGAUCGGUUAUAUCUGCGUCAUGCUGAUGAUACCGUUAACGUUCCGCAUCAGGGAUUUGCUUCAGGAGGAGAAUCAGCUGGGGGAUGAGGUGUUGGUGUGUCGGUGCCUCAUUGACACCAUUCCUAUCAGCGCCUCAUCCCGUGUACGGCUCGUGGUGGUCCUCUUAACAAUGAAUUACGUCAUCGCACUGACCUUGGGGGUCUGCUUAACAAGCACAGCCGUGAAGGCCAGCUGCGCAGCAGGACUGUGGUGGCAAAACCUCACAGCACUACCGCAUCGGCGAGAGAACGUUUCGCGUCAUCGGUCAGCGCGAGGAAUCCUGUUGCGGCGAAUGGAGGUAUUCCGAGAGCGACCCGCCCGUCAACUCAAAGGGCCGCAUCUAUCGCUCAUUCAGCGCACUCGCCCUUGACGCACUGAUGGAAGUCGCAUCUUUCAGCCACAGGACGGUGGUCGAGGCCGAAGUGGGCCGGAGCCAUGUCGGCUAUCAGCGCUUCGUGUGUGAUCCCUUGACGAGCGGCCAACUCGAUUCGUCGGUUAUCGAUUGGCGAGCGGCAGAGGUGGGGACAGUCCGCAUGGUGGUGCUGCUGGUCGGUGGCCUCUCUGUGGUGGCCUCCGUAUCGCUCUGUGGCGGACGCGUCAUGAUCAAGACGACUGAGAGGGAGGCGGUGGGCGGCUCGUCUGUCGAUGAGCGGUUCCCUCUCACGAUGGCUGCCGUCCGGCAGCUGCUGAUGCGAUUUGGACUCGAAGACAACACGGUCGGCCCACUGCAACCUUGACUGACCGUCACUUCGGUGGGCGGCCUGGAUGUGUGUGGGGGAACAAGAGAUGGGGUGAGAGAGGGGGCUGCUCGGUGUGCUGGGGGUGCUGUCACGUCUGGAUCGACGGAUUGCGACUGAAGGAAUGCGUGAU
Molecule: messenger RNA, 1382 nt
Organism: Vitrella brassicaformis
Lineage: Eukaryota; Vitrellaceae
Source: the annotation of a GenBank genome assembly